Molecule: messenger RNA, 1811 nt
Organism: Triticum dicoccoides
Lineage: Eukaryota; Viridiplantae; Streptophyta; Magnoliopsida; Poales; Poaceae
Product: VAN3-binding protein-like
Exons: 7
Coding region: 92-1507 (471 amino acids)
Biological process (GO): phloem or xylem histogenesis; leaf vascular tissue pattern formation; auxin-activated signaling pathway
Source: RefSeq, a predicted model, not a curated record
CUCAGGCCGCAGCAUUACCUCCUCCUCGCUCCCCCGCACCACCUUUCGGCGCGCCCCACACACGCGCACGCAUUCGGCAACCGCCGCCGCGAUGAACGGUCCCGGCAGGGCGAGCGCGAGGGGCGGCGGGGAUCGGCUGCCGCCGGAGCCGCAGCGCGAUCCGCUCGAGUUCCUGUCCCGCUCCUGGAGCGCGUCCGCCGCCGACGUGUCCCGCGCGUUCGCCGCCGCGCCGGCGGCCGGCGCCAUCGCGGAGGACAUCGCCGGGGAGCUCGACGACGCCGCGAGCGCCGGCACCGGCACCGGCAGCUCCUUCUCCUUCGCCUCCGCGGCCACCUCGCAGCUCAUCAUGGACCGGAUCAUGUCCCACUCGCAAGAGGUGUCGCCGCUGACCUCCGGCCGCCUCUCCCACAGCAGCGGCCCCCUCAACGGCGGCGGCUCCUUCUCCGACAGCCCGCCCGUCUCGCCGGAUGUCGACGACAGCAGGAUGCAGUUUUGCAGGGCAGUGAGCACGCCCAAGGCGCAGCCACCGCGGGGCGGCAGCAAGACGGUGGGCCGGUGGCUCAAGGACAAGAAGGAGAAGAGGAAGGAGGAGACCAGGGCGCACAACGCGCAGGUCCACGCCGCCGUCACGGUGGCCGCCGUGGCCGCUGCCGUCGCCGCCGCGGCCGCCGCCACCGCGGGGUCCGGCGGUAAAGACGACCGCGCCGCGCGCACCGACAUGGCGAUGGCGUCCGCGGCCACGCUGGUCGCCGCGCAGUGCGUGGAGGCAGCAGAGUCCAUGGGCGCCGAGCGCGAGCACCUCGCCGCCGCCGUCGGCUCGGCUGUCAACGCCAGGACCCCCGGCGACAUCGUCACCAUCACGGCCGCCGCCGCCACUGCGCUACGAGGCGCGGCGACGCUGAGGGCGAGGGUGCAGAAGGAGGCGUGGAACGUCGCCGCGGUGAUCCCGGUGGAGAAGGGCUCCAUGGGAAUGGGAGGUCACGGCCACGGCCAGAAGCACGGCGCCACCCAGAGGCAGCUGCAGCAGCAGCAGCCGCAUCAUCACAAGGUGCAGGAGAUGGGCAGCAGCAACAGCAGCAGCUUCAGCGACGACCUGCCGGCGAUCGACCAGGACGAGAACAACUUCCUCGGCAUCUGCUGCCAAGAGCUGCUCGCCCGCGGCACCGAGCUCCUCAAGCGCACCCGCAAAGGAUCUUUGCAUUGGAAGGUUGUAUCAGUGUACAUCAACCGGACGGGCGUGGUGAUGCUGAAGAUGAAGAGCAGGCAUGUCGCCGGGACCAUAACCAAGAAGAAGAAGAGCGUGGUGGUGGACGUGUGCAGGGACCUGGCGGCGUGGCCGGGGCGGCACCUGCUGGAGGGCGGCGAGCACCGGCGCUACUUCGGCCUGCGCACGGCGGAGCACCGGGUGAUCGAGUUCGAGUGCGCGAGCCAGAGGGAGCACGACAUGUGGACCAAGGGCGUGGCGCGCCUCCUCGCCAUCGUCGACGGCCGCAAGCGCUUCGCAUGAUCGCCGCCACCGUCACGGAGGGCGAUCUGAUUGACCUUGUUAGAAAUGUGUUCUUGUAGUUCUUGCUAUUGUUUUCUUUGUUCCGACCUCCUGUAAGUUUUUAGUUUCUUCCCCUCUCUCGUCUAGACUUGAGUGAGUGUGGCAAAUGGGCAAUGGCAGGCAGUACAAAAACCAAGCACCGGUAGUUUCUAAUUGAACCGUGGUAGCCUCAUGUGUGUUACUUUGAUCUAGUAAUAAGUAACCUUGGGAACAGGAAGAACAUCUCAACAUGUCACUGUGUCACUGUACUACAAAGGUUUACUCA